Molecule: messenger RNA, 1261 nt
Organism: Pyrenophora tritici-repentis Pt-1C-BFP
Lineage: Eukaryota; Fungi; Ascomycota; Dothideomycetes; Pleosporales; Pleosporaceae
Product: IlvE, Branched-chain amino acid aminotransferase-4-amino-4-deoxychorismate lyase
Biological process (GO): branched-chain amino acid metabolic process
Molecular function (GO): branched-chain-amino-acid:2-oxoglutarate transaminase activity
Source: RefSeq, a predicted model, not a curated record
AACACAUCCCAUUUGCAAACACCACAACUACCUACAGCAACCAUGGCAGACUAUCCUCCUCAACCAGUAGAUACUAUUGACUGGAGCAAUGUAGGCUUCAAGAUUCGAGAAGUCGCCGGCCAUGUGGAAUCCCACUAUUCCGUCGAGACAGGGAAAUGGACCGAGCCAGUCUUUGUCGAGGACCCCUUCCUGCGCAUCCACGGUAUGGCGCCAGGCCUAAACUACGGCAUGCAAUGCUACGAGGGCAUGAAAGCAUUCCGCGCUCCAGAUAACACAAUCAACAUUUUCCGACCAACCAAGAACGCGGAGCGAAUGCAACACUCGGCAUCGUUCAUCUCCAUCCCUGAAGUACCAACCGACCACUUUCUCGCCUGCUGUAGCAUGGCGGUAGGAAUGAAUGCGGCGUACGUCCCGCCCCAUGAAACCGGCGCAGCCAUGUACAUCCGACCGCUGCUAUUCGGUAGCUCGGCACAGCUUGGUCUCAACCCGCCACAAGAGUACACUUUUGUCGUUUACUGUAUCCCGACGGGCGUCUACCAUGGAUCCAACCCUGUAGACGCUGUCGUCCUGGAGGAUUUUGACCGCGCCGCUCCAGAGGGUACUGGGUCAGCAAAAGUUGGUGGCAACUAUGCCCCCGUCUUACGGCACAGCGAGAAAGCAUACAAGGCCGGGUAUGGAAUCACUCUGCACCUGGACAGCAAGACUAGGAGCGUUGUAGACGAGUUCUCGACAUCAGCUUUUAUCGGUGUCAAAAAGGACGGAGACAAGGUCAAGCUUGUUGCUUCCAGCAGCAAGAACGUUAUUCAGAGUGUCACUGGAGACAGUGUGCUGAGAAUUGCAGAAUCACUUGGCUGGGAAGCCGAAUCUCGAGAGAUUGCAUAUGACGAGCUCAAGUCGUUCGACGAGGUUCUGGCUGCAGGAACAGCAGCUGCCCUUGUUCCCAUCAAGUCCAUUACUAUGCAGUCAAAGGGUGACAAGUUCACAUACAAGGAAGCUGAACAAGAGCCGGGCCCAGUAUGCAAGAAGCUCCUCACAACCCUCAAGGGUAUCCAACAAGGCAAGAUCGAAGACCAGAAGAAGUGGCUACACAAGGUCGAAAGACCAGCACAGUUUGGGAAGCAUAAUCAGGCGAACGGAGCCAACAUAGUCGGUCAACUGCCGUGAAGCGAGCCGGAUUAGACGUCGUACAUGAUGAGCAAUAUGUCGAUUAAUGUGGAUACAUAUAAAAGACACGGACGUAAAUAAAUGGCCAUUCCACGAG